AAAAACACCCAAAAAAAAAAAAAAAAGGCCUAAAGAAAAAACACAGUUUUGUUCGCUUCCUUCCGUUAUGUUCUGUUUCAAACUCUGUAUCUUGACAUCACAUUCCGUUUCACCACUUCCACUUCCUCAACAAACCAAAAUCUUUUGUUUUUUAUUUUUCUUUUUACAGUCCCUUCUUGAAUUCUGUUUCUUCUCGCGAUUCUUUAUCCCUGGGUGGGUUCUUGAAAGAAUCUUGAGAAAUGGAGGUAGCUUCGGUUUCUGCUUCGGCUUCAACCUCUUCUUCCUCUAAGGUUCGGUUAGUGCGUUGCCCAAAAUGUGGAAAUCUUCUCCCUGAGCUGCCUGAUUUCUCCGUCUACCAAUGCGGCGGUUGCGGCGCCGUGCUCAGAGCGAAAAAGAAAGGGACUUUGGAGGAUGGAAUCCCAGAGAUUUCUGAUGUUGAGAAUAAUAGAGGGGUUUCUAGUAAAGGGGGAAUUGAUAUGGGUUUAGGAAGUGUUUGUGAAACUGAUGAGGUGGGAUCAGAGAAUAAAGAAUCUUUGUCUAGGAACCAUGAUCCGAUUUCGGUUCUUGAGAACAAUUCUUGUAAAGGUGAUCGGGUUCUCCAGGAUGAUGGUCGGGAAUGUGGUGAUUCUGGUGUUGGGAAUGAACCGAAAGAGACGAGGCCUUCUAUGGAGUCGUUUAGGUCUGGGCCUGUUAUUGACGGGAGGGGUGGGGAGAGGAAAAAGUUCGGAGAAUCAUAUGGAGAUGAUGCUAGUAGACGAGCUGCGAGGCAGGUGAGGUUUAUGGAUUUUCCUUAUUCGGAUGAGGGGCCUUCGAAGUAUGGCUCGGGCUCGUAUUAUGCUGCUAGUGAGCGUAGGAAGUACUACGAUGGUUUGGACGGGUUUGCUCGAGUUGCAAAUCUCGAGAACGAUAGAGCGGAGCUGCUAAGGAAGAUUGAUGAACUGAAGGACCAACUUAGCCGAAAUUGUGAUGUUGGAGAGAAGCCUAAAGAGAGAAUUGCCACCGAGCAAAGGACGGCCCCGAUUCCAUCUGAUCCUUAUGCUAGGCACAACACGUAUUUGCAAGGGUCGUUUGGUGCAAACAAGCAACCCCUCGGGCAAGGUCACCGUGUAGGCUUACCGUACGUAUAUGAUGAUCAAGUAAGCGUUCCUUAUAAUGGUCGACAUGGUUCAAUGAUGCAAGAUUCUUACCCUCCUCCGAUGCACUUUAGGAAUGGAACUCUAGGGUAUGAAAAUGCGUUUAUAGAUGAAAUAAUCCGAAAGCCUCCUCAUCGCUCGUAUUCGCAUUUAACUCAAAUGUAUCACGAUCAAUAUCCCGGUCCCGGUCCCGGUCCUUCAGAUUUCGCUUCGGAUCUCUUUAGGUCACACCCACACGAAAGCCAUUUUCACCAUCCCACGUGCUCGUGUUUGCACUGCAUAACCCUAAAACGGGAAGUACCUCCCGGGAUCCAACCUGCUGGUUUCGGGGGUCGAAGGCCACGAAAUGACCCUUCCAAUCCCAUUUUGUAUCAGCACAAAAAUGGGUAUACUUCUGAAGGCUCGAUUCAUCCUAAUACGAAGUGGCUCACGAGAAGUUCGAGUGACUUGAAUCGAGAAAAUUGUGGUCUUGGUCUUCAUCGCCAUCCAAGAAAGGUGUUCAUUGGUAGUGGGAAGGUUUGUAGAGCUAUAGCGGGUGGUGCCCCUUUCGUACUGUGCUACAACUGCUUCGAGCUGCUGAAACUCCCGCAAAAAGUUGGGAUGGUCGGGAAAGAGCAGAACAAAAUAAGAUGCGGGGCGUGUUCUUCCAUCAUUCUGCUCGAACUUAGUAGCACGGGCAUUGCUUUAUCAGCCCCGACGCAAAUUAAACAAGUACUGGUCGACGAAUCGAUUGACAUGCCAAACAAGCGGUUUCGAAGCUCUAGUGGUUGCAUUAGCCCCUCCUCUGACGAUUACGGUGACCCUAACUUCAAGUACGAGUUCCCGGAUACAAAGGUGGAACCGUUUCCAAUCUGCCCAAAACCAACCUUUUGCGAAUCCGGGAAAAGGCACGGGGCUCAUUCGUUGUCAUCUAGUUUCUCAGAACACGAGAAAAGCCCCGGGAGUGGUAUUGCUAGAAAAGAGUAUUCUUUCUCUGCUGAGCUGCACAUCAAAGACGACGAGUCUCUACUACUCCCCGAUUCACCUCUCCAUCACAAUUAUCUCUCUUCAGACGAUGUGGCAACUAAAACCAAACCUACAGAUCGAAAGAUUAUCGACGGGUGGACCUCUCGGCAUAAUUCUGUGAAAGAUGCGUGUGUGGCAACUGAGAUAGAUAUACCAAUGAGUGAAUUUGUAAAUGGUGGUGUUUCUCAAGAAUCCACCGAGGUAAGCAAGGAGGAAGAUCGACAGAAUAGUAAACGGGGGAACGAAUCCUUCAUCGUCGGUCUCUUUAAAAGGGGGUUUGGAGAAUUAUCGAGGUCGGGCCAGAAUUCCGAAAACCGGAGAUCAAGUGUGUUCGUAAAUGGGCAACUUAUACCAGGCCGUGUUCUUAGAAAGGCGGAAAAGUUAGCAGGGCCUAUUCAGCCUGGAGAUUACUGGUAUGACCCCAGAGCGGGGUUUUGGGGUGUGAUGGGCCAUCCUUGUCUAGGAAUCAUUUUGCCGAAUAUUGAAGAGCUCAAUUACCCCAUGCCGAAAAAUUGUGCUGCUGGGAACACCGGGGUGUUUGUGAAUGGGCGCGAGCUUCACGAGAAGGAUUUAGAUCUGCUUGUUAGCCGAGGCCUUCCACUAACGAGAAACAAGUCAUAUCAAGUUGAGAUAUCGGGAAAAGUUGUUGACGAGCAAACUGGUGAAGAGCUAGACGGGCUUGGCAAACUUGCCCCGACAGUUGAAAGAGUAGGGCAUGGAUUUGGCAUGAAAAUCCCCAAAUUACUUGCAGAGGAAUCACAUUAAGUGGAAUCUUUGUUGUGAGAAUCUCUCUGUGAAAGCUAUGAUCUUGACCCUGCAGAUAUGCCAUAUGCAGUUUGGAAAUUAUAGUUGUAUUUUAAACCAACCCCCCCCCCCCC
Molecule: messenger RNA, 3016 nt
Organism: Ipomoea nil (Japanese morning glory)
Lineage: Eukaryota; Viridiplantae; Streptophyta; Magnoliopsida; Solanales; Convolvulaceae
Exons: 5
Coding region: 240-2903 (887 amino acids)
Biological process (GO): regulation of defense response to fungus
Source: RefSeq, a predicted model, not a curated record